This is a messenger RNA of Camelina sativa (false flax), 1614 nucleotides long. Its product is annotated as agamous-like MADS-box protein AGL1. Gene Ontology annotation, biological process: positive regulation of transcription by RNA polymerase II. NCBI's taxonomy places the organism in Eukaryota, Viridiplantae, Streptophyta, Magnoliopsida, Brassicales, Brassicaceae. Gene Ontology annotation, molecular function: RNA polymerase II transcription regulatory region sequence-specific DNA binding; DNA-binding transcription factor activity; protein dimerization activity. The record is from RefSeq and is a predicted model, not a curated record. Gene Ontology annotation, cellular component: nucleus.
CGAUUAGACUUGGUUUGGUUUGGCUUAUAUCAAAUAUACCCAUUCUAGAAAUUUGAAUCUGAUUGUUAUCAAUCAAACACAUAUGUAGAUAGAUAUAGAGAGCUAUAGGAGGAGCAUCUUAAUGGGUAACGCAGAAGGGUAAAAAUGGUAGAGAGAAAAGGUGAGAAAGACUACCAAAAAUAAGGGAGUUUCCAAAAGAUGGUUCUGAUGAGAAAACAGAGCCCCAUCCCUCUCUUUUUUCCUCUUCCCAUGAAAGAAAUUGGAUGGUCCUCCUUCAAUGUCCUCCACCUACUCCUCUCUCUCUCUCUCUUUUCUUUCUUACUAGUAUUAACCAAUUACUGUACAUUAUCUCAUUUCUCUUCAAUUUCUGCAAAAAGAAAAAUACACAUCUCACUUAUAGAUACUAUAUCUAUGUAUAUGCAUGUAUAGAGAAUAAAAAAGUGUGAGUUUCUAGCUUUGUUGAGUAUAUAUGUGCGUUUUGGACAAUUGUUAGAUAUUAUUGGGUCUAUUCUUUUUUCUUAUGGUGUAUUCAGCUCAAAGAAGAAAACUACGUACUCAUCAUCUUCUGUUUUCAGCAAUCUUCAGGAACAGCUUCUCCAUUACCACCCACCGUCUCCUUUUUUGUUUGCUGAUCUAUCAUAAUCUUGACAAUUCAGGUGAUAUGAUAGGAUCAAUGGAGGAAGGAGGAAGUAGUCACGAAGCAGAUAGUAGCAAGAAGAUAGGGAGAGGAAAGAUCGAAAUAAAGAGGAUAGAGAACACGACAAAUCGUCAAGUAACUUUCUGCAAACGACGCAAUGGUCUUCUCAAGAAAGCUUAUGAGCUCUCUGUCUUGUGUGAUGCCGAGGUUGCUCUCGUUAUCUUCUCCACUCGUGGCCGUCUAUACGAGUACGCCAACAACAGUGUGAGGGGUACAAUUGAAAGGUACAAGAAAGCUUGUUCUGAUGCUGUCAACCCUCCUUCCGUAACCGAAGCUAAUACUCAGUAUUAUCAGCAAGAAGCCUCUAAGCUUCGGAGGCAGAUUCGGGACAUUCAGAAUUCAAACAGGCAUAUCGUUGGAGAAUCACUUGGUUCCUUGAACUUCAAGGAACUCAAGAAUCUCGAAGGACGGCUUGAAAAAGGAAUCAGCCGCGUCCGAUCCAAAAAGAACGAGAUGUUAGUAGCAGAGAUAGAGUAUAUGCAAAAGAGGGAAAUGGAGUUGCAACAUGAUAACAUGUAUCUGCGAGCUAAGAUAGCCGAAGGCGCCAGAUUGAAUCCGGAUCAGCAGGAAUCGAAUGUGAUACAAGGGACGACUGUUUACGAGUCCGGUGUGUCUUCACAUCAGUCGCAUCACUAUAAUCGGAACUAUAUUCCGGUGAACCUUCUUGAACCGAAUCAGCAAUUCUCCGUCCAAGACCAACCUCCUCUUCAACUUGUGUAAACCAGAACAUGAACAUUUGUUUCGUCCCCAUCAAAACGAGAGAGAGAGAGAGAGACUAGAGAGUUUAUUAUAUAUAUAUAUAUAUCCUAUAAUGCAACUUCUUAUUCAUAGUUUAGGUUCUAAUAAUAAAUGGGAAUACCAGAACUCUUGUUUCUAUUGCCUAAUUACAACAAUAUAUCAAUCCAAAUUCUAAACCC